Clupea harengus (Atlantic herring) is the source of this 546-nucleotide messenger RNA. RefSeq names its product integrin alpha-M-like. Gene Ontology annotation, molecular function: integrin binding. The record is from RefSeq and is a predicted model, not a curated record. NCBI's taxonomy places the organism in Eukaryota, Metazoa, Chordata, Actinopteri, Clupeiformes, Clupeidae. Gene Ontology annotation, biological process: cell-cell adhesion; cell adhesion mediated by integrin; integrin-mediated signaling pathway. The transcript has 5 exons. The coding region runs from base 13 to 546 and encodes 177 amino acids. Gene Ontology annotation, cellular component: external side of plasma membrane; integrin complex.
UCAGCAUUUGAAAUGGUAGCAUGUUUCAACAUUGAGUCUACUCCUUGGAGACACAUCAGCCAACCAGCCGAGGGCUUUGGCUACAGAGUGAUCCAGGAUAGUGCAUCACGUCUGCUGGUAAGCGCCCCUCUUGAGCAGCAUACUGUGGAUAGGAGAGGACAGGUUUACCAAUGCCAGGUCUCAUCCAGCUCCUGUUCACCGCUACCUAUAGACGUUCCCUCAUAUGGAGUGAAUAUGUCCCUUGGCCUGUCAAUGAGCAAGACUGAAACGUCCCCAAAGACAGUGGUUUGUGGUCCGACUAUCCCUAAAGAGUGUGACAGCAUCAAUCUCUAUGGCGGGAUGUGUUUCAGCAUUAGUCCAUCACUGCAACAAGAUGGACCGCUGCCGUCUUCUCCUGAAGAGUGCAAGGCUACAGAUAUUGCCUUCUUACUGGAUGGAUCUGGAAGUGUGGGACGUGACCAGUUCAGUACCAUGAAGAAAUUUGUGAAAGAUCUGAUCAGAAAACUUCUGAAGCAGAACACCAAAGUGAGCCUGACUCCUUCCUGA